UUAAUCUUAGAAUUAUUAAUUUUGAUUUUGUGCGGCAUAGAUAGAGAGGGGGAGAGCUUUCAGAGAGGGAGCGACCAAUGGAUGGCGACGUCGAGAUGGCGGCAGCAGACGACGGAUCUGCCGUUGAGCUAGAUGAUAUGAAGAAGAGGCUUAAGGAGAUGGAGGACGAAGCGGCCGCUCUCCGGGAAAUGCAAUCUAAAGUUGAGCAUGAAAUGGGCGCCGUUCAAGAUCCUGCUGCUGCUGCAGCUAAUCAGGCAAAUAAGGAAGAAGUAGAUUCUCGUUCAGUCUUUGUUGGCAAUGUGGAUUAUUCAUGUACACCAGAGGAAGUGCAGCAGCAUUUCCAGUCAUGUGGGACUGUUAAUAGAGUAACUAUUCGGACUAACAAGUAUGGGCAACCAAAGGGUUAUGCGUACGUGGAGUUUCUUGAGGCAGAAGCUGUUGAACAGGCUACUCUUCUGAACGAAUCUGAGCUUCAUGGUCGCCAAUUGAAGGUGUCGGCCAAGAGGACCAACAUUCCUGGCAUGAAGCAGUUUCGCCCACGGCGUGCCAACCCCCAAGCGGGUUAUCGCUCCAGGACACCAUACAUGCCUGCUCCAAUUUUUUAUUCACCAUAUGGAUAUGGGAAGGUUCCCAGGUUCAGGAUGCCUACGCGAUACAGCCCGUACUUCUAAGCCUCAAGACUUUGAUUGAUGUGCCUGCUCUAGGAGUAUGUAGUCGAUCCUUGAAUACCUCCGUCUUUCUGUCUGUAUGACUUGCGCAUAAACUAAUGGAUUGAAGAUUGUAGUGAUCAUUUCUGACCUUGUUUUUAUUUAUGUUUUUAGGAGCUGCUUGUUCGGCUAGUAAUUUGUCCUAUAUCCACAGCUGAAUGAUGGGAUGUAUGUGAAGUGAAAUUGUACGUGAGAUCUAAUAUUAAACAAUCAAAAUCAAGUUUGCUGAAAGUUGGAUAAUUUCAAUUAGAAAAGAGAUACACAUUUUCGCGUCACUCUCAUUUCAUGUAUUAGGUUAAUUGAAUGACACGGGCAUUAUUAUUAUGAAGAAAAAGGAUAAAUUUUCAUUGUACGGUCUAGUCCAAUGCUGUGCCAAAUGGACUCAAUAUUCUCUGUU
Olea europaea var. sylvestris is the source of this 1104-nucleotide messenger RNA. Its product is annotated as polyadenylate-binding protein 2-like. The coding region runs from base 78 to 671 and encodes 197 amino acids. Gene Ontology annotation, molecular function: RNA binding. The transcript has 6 exons. The record is from RefSeq and is a predicted model, not a curated record. NCBI's taxonomy places the organism in Eukaryota, Viridiplantae, Streptophyta, Magnoliopsida, Lamiales, Oleaceae.